Molecule: messenger RNA, 3806 nt
Organism: Manacus vitellinus (golden-collared manakin)
Lineage: Eukaryota; Metazoa; Chordata; Aves; Passeriformes; Pipridae
Product: paired box protein Pax-7-like
Exons: 2
Coding region: 3-362 (119 amino acids)
Source: RefSeq, a predicted model, not a curated record
UGAUGAGCAUCCUGAGCAAUCCCAGCGGAGUCCCUCCCCAGCCCCAGGCCGACUUCUCCAUUUCUCCCCUUCACGGUGGCCUGGACACCACCAACUCCAUCUCUGCCAGCUGCAGCCAGCGCAGUGACUCCAUCAAGUCCGUGGACAGCCUCCCGACUUCCCAGUCCUACUGCCCUCCCACUUACAGCACCACCAGCUACAGCGUGGACCCCGUGGCUGGAUACCAGUACGGACAGUACGGACAAACUGCUGUUGAUUACCUGGCCAAGAAUGUGAGUCUGUCGACGCAGCGCAGGAUGAAGCUGGGAGAACAUUCCGCCGUCCUGGGCCUCCUACCAGUAGAGACAGGCCAAGCUUAUUGAAGAGUCCAACUGUGCCAACAACCUGCUCCAGCAACUUGGAACCACUGGAGAAAACACCACCAGCCUUCCAGAGAUCUGCCUGUACCCAGACCCUACUCCUUCCCAAUUCCCUUCCACCUCCACCAACUUGAGCUGCAAAGGAGACGGGAAAGAGCGGGAGGGCUCUCCAAGUAUCCAGCUCCUCCAGAGCACUCCAGAGGCAGCUGUGGCCUCUGUGACCUGACUCCUCCUGUGGCCAGAGACAGUGGGUUGGGUACAUUUAUUAAUCCCAAGUUCAUGCCCUCCCUCUACUAAACUACCUGGCCAUGGCGUUUCGCCCACACUUAAGGACUUUCCAUUGAUCUAGGUAGUUGGCAUAGUCAAAGCCAAAUUGAUUUUUUUUUUCUUUUUCUGUAAAAAAAAGAGAAAUGUUUCAUUUUGUUUCCUUUUCUUUCCAUUGCUGUAAAUUUGGUGAAUGUAUAGGAAGGAAUAACCAAGCUGAUCAUUAAGGGUGAUACAAAUCAGGACCACAGAAGACCUAUGGACCAAAUAUAAGAACUUGUUUAAAAACAAAAAGAACAAACCACAAAGACAAACAAACCCAGAAAAACACAUAUUAAAGUGACAGCAAAUUUCCCCACCCCACUCUACCCUCCGUUCUCACUGGUGGCCUCCCAAAGCAGGGCCAGGUUGCUGCUAAGCAGGGGCAGGAUGGAAAUCCAUCCAGCCUGGGACCUUUGGAAAAUGUAAAUGGCUGCAUGAGGGCUGGAGAUGAUGGGCACAGGCAUGAGCAACAUUUACUUUUUCUUUUAUGGACCAAUUUAGAGCUGACUGUCACUGAAAGGACGUGGGCACCAGGAGCAGCAGGAGAUGGGACAGCACAGAGGAAGGGCAGCGGAUACACCCCAGAGCACAGGAGCUGUUGCUCAUCUGGUUGAGAAGGGUGAGGGCUGUUGGUGGCCCUUCCUUCUCUCAGCAGGAGAGGAGUUGGCCCUGAGAGCAAAGACAAGAGAGUGCAGAGUCAGAGGUGUUUGUGAGCUCAGUGUGCAAAGCCAGGGUCUUCUGCAGGGCUCACCUGAAAGGAGAUGGUGCUUGGUCUGGAGGUGCUUUGCCACAGUCUCUCACUGAGGGAUGGAUGUGGCCUGGCCUGAGGUAAAAGGGAUCUGAAGAGUCUUUCUAGCAGCAGCUUGGAAGGAAAGGUGCUCUCAGAUGCAAGAUUGCACCUCUUUGUACUGCAGGAAAAUAUUUACCUUCCCGAGACAUUCCUUAUCCUUUGGCUGCCAGGAGAAAUGUUUGCCCCAUCCCUCCUCCUGGCUCUUCCCACACCCAUCUCAUUCCGUGUACUCUUCUGUACAACUCAGUCUCUUGGUCCCUUCCCUCUGCUUUCCAUUUUGGUGGUAGAGCCUCUCUCUUUCUCUCUCUUUCUCUCUCUCUAAGCCAGACCUUGUUCUGGAUUUGUCACCCCACUCUUCUCCAGCAGUGAAAAACAGUGCUCUCACUUUUGUGUCACCUCAUUGCACUGCUCAGAUAAGCACAGUUUAAAUAGUUUCCCUUUUGCAUGUGGGGAUGGAUGAUCCUUGAUGAUUCUUAAGCAGAUAUGUAAUAUUAUGGAUUUUUUCCCCUCACCUUCCUGUGUUGAGAGGAUUCACUUGAAGACAUUUGAUGUGGAGAGGGCAAGGAAAGCUGCCCCAGGGAUAAACACUGGGAUGCACAGAAUCUGUGCCACCAGAAGCUGGUGUGUGAAGUCCAGUGACAACAGGCAGUGUUUAUGUCAUCCAUGGGCUGUUGGAGUUUAUCAUACACUUACUGUUUGAUAUUUCUAGGAUAAUGAAUGUCUGCUUUCGGUCACUGGUGAUAAAGAGGGAUCAUGAGGUGGGAUGAGUCUGGCCUGGGUUGUUAAAGGAGACACUUUCCACUUGCUCUCUUUUCUUGCUUCUUCCAUUCUUCCCAAAUAACCUGUUCUUGUUUUUGCAGCUGAAACAACAUUUUUCUGGGGAACUUGCUCCAACAUCAUUUAUCAUGAACCACCAAGCCACUUCCCUUGAGCCAUAUGGAGAAGUACCUGUCCUGGCCAAAGCAGGGGUUGGUUUCUGAUGUUGCCCAGUAUCCUCUUGGAGCCACAUAUGGCUUCCAUCAGCUUUGCUUUACGGCUCUGACAGAGCCAGCUCUACAUUCCCAAAAGCAUUUUCAUACACCAGCUUGGCCUCUCACAUGGAUAUGUCUGUGCAGGAGCCCUGUGAGAGGUGACAUCUGCAUCCUGAGGUUGAUUCCUGUCCUUUAUGCUCCACAAAUCCCAAUUCAGCUUCUGCUUGUCCAGCUAUAUCACACACCAAGCUUCUCUCUAGUUGUGAAAAACAUUCCUUGGAUCACAAAGCUUUUGAAGCACUUGCAUUCUUCAUUCCCUUUCUCAGGACAAUCUGUGGCACCUACAGCUGCUUGAACAGGUGAGGCCAAAGGGACUGAUUUCCUCCAGGUGACUGAGUAGCCAAAACUCCCUGGAUGAGCUGUGUUACCUGAAGGACUCUCCCUGCUUUGCUCUAGUUUGAAAUCUUGGAAAGCAACAAAAACCCCACUGGUUUAUAGUGUUUACAUGUUAGAACUGAUCCCUGUUGAAUUCCAGUUCUGGCUUAAAAGCCGUUCCCAACAGUAACCUCCAGCCACACAUGAAGUGGGGAAUCAAGGGUGUCUCCAUGAUGGACACCAGUGAAGGUAUCAGUGACUGAAGCACCUGCUUGAACUUGCUCCUGUGCCUCAGCUUCCUCCUGAGCCAACUGCUAAAACAACAGAGCCCAACAUUUUCUUACACUGAACAGUAUUUAAGAGGCCAAAUGCUGAUGAUUCCCUCCCUGGGAGCACCUUCAAACCUCCAUCCUCAUUGCCACUGGAACAUGGGGUUUGUAGCUGGUGAUCUCUUGCCCUGUUACUGCCCCAGCCAGUUGUGAUCCCUCAUCCCUUAUACUGAAAUUCCUGACCCAAUGCAUUCCUUGCUGCCUUCUGAACCAGAAGGAAAGUUCCAGUUUGUCAUGAGAAUUGCUUGUCCUGCUCUUAUCUCCUCUGUUCCCUUACCCACCCUGCUGUGCACACACAUCUCCAGGGAUCCCUCGCCUGUGGACGGUCGGUCCUCGCCGCACGGGCUCGCGAGGAGGACUCGACCUGAGCUCAGCACCCAGUGCAGGACCCAGAAAUCAAAACCAUUAAAAAGAGGGAGCACUGCAGGAACCUCUUUGCCAGUUACCUUCGCCAGAAAGUCCGUGGCCACCUGGGCACUGCUGUAAAUAGGAUUCUUAGAGGACUAUGAAACCCCCCCAUGCUUAGCACAAAUAGCUCUUCUCUGACCUUUCCCUUGUGGUCGCACUUUGUACAUUAGUUGGAAAUUUGGUCAUGUGCUGUAUGUUUAUAGAAAGUUGACAUUUUUUUUAUACUAAAAAACACAGUGAGUGCCGUGCUAGUUAAAAAAAAAAAAAA